ACCUGUUAUUAUCAGAGAUAUAUCCAUGCGCAGCUUUUCACUCUGCUGUGAUCUUCUUCGUCAUGUUUGCCACACGGCAAUUAUGUGUUGCAAUGAUGCUCUGGAGAGCCACCUUCAUGUUAUUGUAGGAACCCUAAUACCUCUUACCACGGACCAGCCUGAGAUUCAGGAACAGGUCCUAGGCUUGUUGAAGUAUCUGGUGAUAGACAAUAAGGAUAAUGAAAAUCUGUACCAAGCAAUCAAAUGCUUGGAUCCUUUUCCUGAAUAUCCUGCUUUUAAAGAUUUGCGAGCAACUCAACAGAAGAUAAAGUACAGUAAAGGACCAUAUUCUCUUUUGGAGGAAAUGAAUCACUUUCUCUCAGUUGGUGUUUGUGAUUCACUGCCCUUAACACGACUUGAAGGGCUGUAUGAUUUACGCAAAAAAUUGGAACAAUAUAAAGAUCAGAUGAAGGAUCUCCUGAAAAAUUUCCAGGAAAAGCCAGAAGAUUCUGUAGUAGUGAAGUUGGUGGUGAGCUUACUGCAGCUGGCCAAGAUGGCAGUGAACCAUACGGGUGAAAGAGCGGUGCUGGAGGCUGUUGGAAGUUGCUUGGGAGAAAUAGGUCCCAUGGAUUUCUCCACCAUAGCUCUUCAGCGUGCUGAAAAUGCACUGGAUUCUAAAGCAGUGGACUUACUUGAAGACAGAAAUCUUCAGUGGGUCUUCAUAGUGUUGACUCAAAUAAAUAUUGCUUUAACAGAUAAUUGUAUUGAUGUUAGAGCUGCUGCUGUUUCCUGUUUGAAAAACAUAUUAGCCACCAAGUCUGGCUGUGAGUUUUGGGAAGUUUAUAAAAAUAAAGCUGAUCCCAUGUUAACCUAUCUACAGCCUUUCAGAAUGUCUAGGAAAAAGUUUUUUGUAGUACCUGCUAAUGAUGCAGAGGCUUCUUUAGAAUCUUUGGAUGACACAAACCUUUGGGUUCCUCUGGGAGAAAGCCAUGAGACCUGGAUCAAGCGCCUCACUGGUUCUGUACUGGACAGUGGGGGUGUGCAAAAUGAAGUUCUCCAGUUAAUGAAGCCUCUGUGUGAGGUGAAAACAGACUUGUGCCAAACUUUGCUUCCAUACCUGAUUCAUGAUAUCCUUCUUCAUGACUCAGAUGAAUCUGGGAGAAAUCUUUUGUCAGUUCAUAUCCAAAAGUUUUUUACAGCCUGUUGCAGAUUUGCCUCAUCUAGUAGAUCUGCUACACCUCCAAAUUCUGAUUCAGAGCAAGAAACCAAUAAUUCUAGAAGUUUGGAUAAAGUAUCUCGACGAGCCAUGCUUGCUGUUGUUGAUUACUUAAGAAGACAAAAGAGAUCUGUUUCAGGUACAGUUUUUGAUGACAGCUUCUGGCUAGAUCUGAAUUACCUGGAGGUUGCUAUAGCAGCACAGUCUUGUGCUGCUCAUUUCACAGCCUUGCUUUAUGCAGAAAUCUACGCAGACAAGAUAAAUAGAGACAAACAGCAAAAAAGGUCAUCUUUUAAAGCAGCUAAAAGUUUGACAUUUGAAGAAGAAAGUCAAAAAACAACUAUUACUAUUUUGAACGAAAAAAUUAAAGAAGAAACUGGCAUAAGUUUACAGGACCUUCUGAUGGACGUAUAUAGAAGCAUUGGGGAACCUGACAGUCUCUAUGGCUGUGGUGGAGGAAGAAUGUUACAGCCAUUAGCACGGAUAAGAACGUAUGAGCAUGAAGCAGUAUGGGAGAAAGCCCUUGUAACGUAUGACCUGGAGGCAAGCCUCUCUCCAUCUGCUCGCCAGGCAGGAAUCAUAGAGUCUUUGCAGAAUUUUGGGCUUUGCCACACACUUUCCAUGUAUUUAAAAGGACUGGAACAUGAAAACACCGAGUGGUGUGCGGAACUACAGGAAAUUCGCUACCAAGCAGCAUGGAGAAAUAUGCAGUGGGGUCACAUCUCUUCUGUCAAAGAUGAGGCAGGAAGACCAGGGUACCAUGAAUCAUUGUACGAUGCUCUUCAGUCUUUACGAGAUCAGGAAUUCUCUGCUUUCUGUGACAGUCUUAAAGAUGCAAGAGUAAAUGAAGUAGAAGAGCUCUGCAAAGGCAGUCUUGAGUCUGUUUAUUCGUUGUAUCCAACUCUUUGCAGACUACAGCUAGUUGGAGAGUUGGAAAAUAUAGGUCGGCUAUUCUCCAGGUCUGUUACCACUCAGCAACUGAGUGAUACUUAUUUGAAAUGGCAGAGACAGUCCCAGCUUCUCAAGGACAGUGACUUCCGUUUCCAGGAACCUAUCAUGGCUCUGCGCACUGUGAUUUUGGAGAUCUUGCUUGAAAAGGAGGUUGAAAAUCCCAAAAGAGAAUGUAUCAAAGACAUCUUGACCAAACAUCUAGUGGAGCUCUCUAGAUUGGCAAGAACUGCUAAAAAUACACAGCUUCCAGAAAGAGCAAUGUUUCAGAUCAAACAGUACAAUCCAACGGGAUAUGGACUUUCUGAAUGGCAACUAGAAGAAGCUCAGGUUUUCUGGGCUAAAAAGGAAGAGAGUCUUGCACUGAAUAUUCUUAAGGAGAUGAUAAAAAAAUUAGAUGCAGAUUGGUUUCAGGUUGAGAGUAAUCCUCAUCUGAAAUUGAUGUAUACAGAGUGUCUGAGGCUGUGUGGAACCUGGUUAGCAGAAACUUGCUUGGAAAACCCUACAGUCAUCAUGCAGAAAUACUUAGAAAAGGCUGUGGAAAUUGCUGCAAGCCACAGUGGAGACAGCAGCGAUGAGCUGAAGAAAGGAAAGAUGAAGGCUUUCCUGUCUUUGGCUCGUUUCUCAGAUAAUCAGUACCAGCGAAUUGAGAAUUACAUGAAAUCCUCUGAGUUUGAAAAUAAGCAGGCAUUACUGAAGAAGGCCAAGGAGGAGAUCGGCCUCAUUAGGGAGCGUAAAGUUCAGACAAAUAGGUAUAUAGUGAAGGUUCAGCGAGAACUGGAACUGGAUGAAUGUGCCAUAUCUGCCCUGACUGAGGAUCGUAAACGUUUCUUGUGUAAAGCAGUGGAGAACUACAUCAGCUGCCUACUAAGUGGAGAAGAACACGAUAUGUGGAUCUUCCGACUCUGCUCCCUGUGGCUUGAAAAUUCUGGAGUUGACAGAGUCAAUGAAAUUAUGAAGAAAAAUGCUGAGAAGAUCCCUUCAUACAAGUUUUUGCCUCUGAUGUACCAGCUGGCUGCUCGGAUGGGAACCAAGAUGAUGGGUGGCUUGGGAUUUCAUGAAGUUCUGAAUAAUCUAAUGUCUAGAAUUUCACUGGAUCACCCACAUCAUUCUUUGUUUGUAGUAUUAGCUUUGGCAAACGCUAACAAAGAUGAACUCCUCACAAAACCAGAUGCAAUAAGAAGAAAUAAGUUAAUUAAAAAUGCACCGAAAGAAAUCUCCCAGCUUGAUGUGGACCGAAUGGAGGCUGCUAGGAAUAUAAUCAAUGUCGUAAGAAAAAGGAGAGCUCGUCUCGUUAGAGACGUUGAAGCACUCUGCGAUGCUUACAUCACUUUAGCAAAUGUAGAUGCUACUCCAUGGAAGUCGCAAAGAA
Mesitornis unicolor (brown roatelo) is the source of this 3515-nucleotide messenger RNA. Its product is annotated as serine-protein kinase ATM-like. Gene Ontology annotation, biological process: DNA damage response. Lineage: Eukaryota; Metazoa; Chordata; Aves; Mesitornithiformes; Mesitornithidae. Gene Ontology annotation, molecular function: protein binding; protein serine/threonine kinase activity. The annotation marks the transcript as partial. The record is from RefSeq and is a predicted model, not a curated record. The transcript is spliced from 24 exons.